This is a messenger RNA of Symbiodinium necroappetens, 559 nucleotides long. NCBI's taxonomy places the organism in Eukaryota, Dinophyceae, Suessiales, Symbiodiniaceae. The record is from the annotation of a GenBank genome assembly.
GAUGUCCCGGCAGCUGUGUGCUACCUGCUCUCGCACCACCCACAGGAAGAAGAGGUCGUCCAGCGCUUCAUUAUGAAUGGCGACAGCUGCAGUGCAGGAACACAUCGCUGGGUGGUGCCGUUCCUGGCGGCCUUACCGUUUUGGUUCCGUGCUCUCCAGUGCUGCCGGCGAUGGGUGGAUACCAAGGAGCAACGACACCUGUGGAAUCUUGGGAAAUACCUUUGCAGCCUUAUGGUUGUUAUCGUCUCGCGCACCGAGAGCACGAUGCUGCUGGUUGCUGUCUCCACGACAGCCACAUUGUAUGCCUUCUUUUGGGACGUUGGCCUCGACUGGGGUCUCAGCUACAAAGAGCUUUGGCUCAGGUUCGACUUGACUGGCCGUCAAUUUCCGGUCAAGGCCUACUGGCUGUGCAGCUUGUUGGACAUCUUCGCCAGGUCCACAUGGGUGUUCACGCUGAUGCCCACGAGCGUCGUCACUGGUAACAUCGUGGUUCGUGUGAUCCUUGUGUCUGUGAUGUCGUCGAUUGAGAUCAUCCGACGGAGCAUGUGGGCAGUGCUGC